This is a messenger RNA of Nannospalax galili (Upper Galilee mountains blind mole rat), 4277 nucleotides long. It is a transcript of the gene S100pbp, whose product is annotated as S100P binding protein. The coding region runs from base 123 to 1322 and encodes 399 amino acids. The record is from RefSeq and is a predicted model, not a curated record. The transcript has 6 exons. Gene Ontology annotation, molecular function: calcium-dependent protein binding. Gene Ontology annotation, cellular component: nucleus; cytosol. Lineage: Eukaryota; Metazoa; Chordata; Mammalia; Rodentia; Spalacidae.
CCUGCAGGAAGGUGGGAGUCAAUCACUUUGACAAGUCUGCUGAAAGGAACAGCCAGCAGGAGUUGAAACCUUUUUCCAUUUGGUCUCGUGGCAGAGGCAGAUCACUCCAGCAGCGCCACAAUAUGACGUGCUCACUAUUGCCCUCUGAACAGUCUUCUGGUACCUCUUUUUUGCCUAAAGAUGAUGCCCCAUUUUCUUGGGGUUCCUCAGAUGAAGAUGGAUUGGAUGACUCCUUGUUGGAGUUGUGUGACGGAGAGGAAGAUGAUGGCCAUUUCAGUUUCACAGAGGAGGAGAUUGAGAUGCUCUUGAAAGAUGAUGAUGGUGGGCAUGAUCAGAAUGGAGAGAGAGGGAGUCAAAUUCUACUUGAUACUCCUCAAGAAAAUUCAUUGUACACCUUGGGACCAGCAGCUGAGACCCCUGGCUUCUUUAAACUACCUCAACUAAGUACUUCAGUGGGUCAUGGACCAAGUCCUAGUAAAUCAUUAAACAGACACUUUGUACUGGAAAAGAAUCUUAUAAAAGUAACUGUUGUUGCGCCAUUUAAUCCAACAGUUUGUGAUACUGUGCUUGAUAAGGAUAAGAUUGAUUCCUCCAAAGAUACUGAAAAGCCUGCUUCCCUUGGGGAACAGAGGAGAGAAGAUGAUCAUCAUCCAAAUGAGAGCAAACUUUGCCCUGAACCUGAAGGGGUCAGCCCUAAUAAUACUGCCUGGGAUGGGCCCCCACUUUCUUCUUCAAACAAUAACUUUGAACAAACUGUCUCUGACAAAAAUGUUUCUGAUAGUAAGAAACCUACGCCAAUGUUUUCUCAGAUAUCAGACCAUUCAGAGAUACCUAAUAGGGGACCGUCCUGGAAAAAUGGUGGAUCACAUAAAUCAGGUUGUGAAGGGAGAUGUCCAGUAGUUUCCAGUUCAUCAAACAGACAUGUUUUUGACAAGGAUUCUGGGGAGAUGAAAGGUGAAAGAAGACUAGGCAAAGUCAUCCCUGUUCUACAAACCAAAACCAGGAUGUUUUCACAGUCAGAUCUAGAAAAACAGAAGGACAUUUAUCUCAGCAAAGUCAUUGCUCAUAUAGAAGACCCAGGAGACUCUAACCAAGGUACCUUGGGUGAGCUAGAUACCUUGAUGGAUCAAGUUCAUAUGCAGAACCCAGACUGGCAGCAUCCUUCAGAUCUUACCACACGAAAUUACGCCCGGUUCCGACAAAAACCUCUUCAGAGAUACAGUCUGAGUCAGUGGGUUGACAGAAAUAAGCGAAGCCACCAUCGGUUCCAGCGUCUCCCAGACUUCUCAUACAAGCCAUAUGUUUCAUCCCAUCAGCAGUGAAGGGCCUUUUCCAGGGUCUAGUCUAGAGCAGCAUCUCAUUUCUUCUGCUGUUUUCUUUUCUUUCUUUCUUUCUUUCUUUCUUUCUUUCUUUCUUUCUUGUUUGUUUGUUUGUAUAUUUUGACUUUUAUUUUUCACAGGAUUUUUAUUUAAAGAAUUUGUCACCUUUUGGAAAUGUUUAUUAAGGACUUGAAUUUUUUUUUUUUUUGAGGACCUUCCUGAUUUUGUGUGUCUAUGUAUGUAUGUUUCAGCAAUGUUAAAUAGUGUUUUUCAAUUUUUUAAUUUAAAAUGAAGAUAGCUGCCUCCUGAAGGCAUGUAUUAAGUCAGAAGACCCAAGCUUAAACAAAAUACCAGCUAUAUGCACAGAUGUAGUCUAUUUCUGGUGCCCCAAAGAAGUCGUCUUUUAAUCUACUCUAAGAAAGCGGUUCUUUGGGGGACUAUAAGCCAGUAUUAUUACUGAUGACUUGUGACUGGGUACAAGUCACUUUUAACCCCAUUUUAAAUUUGAGUCUGAGUACUUGUCAGUAUUUUAAAGUUGGCAGUUUAGGACAUUUAAAGUAGGAUGGAGAAGAAAGUCCUGUUGAAAGGGUAGAUUAAAAGCAUAAGUCUUUGUGGCUGGUUAUGGUGGUGCAUGCCUUUAAUUCCAGCACUCUGGAGGCAGAGGCAGGUGGACCUCUGAGUUUGAGGCCAGCCUGGUCUACAUAGUUCCAGGACAGCCAGAGUUACAUAGUGAGACCCUAUUUCAAAACAACCCUCCCUCCAAAAUGUAAAUCCUUGUGGUCAGGCAUAGUGGUCCGCACCUUUAAUCCUAGCACUUGAGAGGCAGGGAGGCAGAGGCUCCUGGUUCUCUGUGAGUUCUAGGCUGGCUAGGGCUACAUACUGAGACCUUGUCUCAAAAUAACAAAGAAAAAAAAAACAAAAAGCCAAAAAAAAAAAAAAAAAGUAAAUCCUCUCCUUUGGACCUAUUAGCUGUUAUUAUUGUUGUUGCUGUUAUUUUUUGCACAUAGCGUUUAUAAGUUUUACAUAUCUUAACUGACAGAAGACUGCUGACUAACGCCUGUUGAAUAUUUUAUGAUCUUGUGAUUGACUGGCUUCUCUGCCCCUUUUUGUUCUAUUUUUUCCCCAACCCCUAGUGACCACUCUACUCUCUGAGGUUCUACAGAAACUUUUGUAUCUCCAGUUAGACUUAGAUACGCCUCUUCAGAAUGGCUGCUUGAAGAGCUGUCCACCAGAAUUUUGACACAAUGACAGGCCAGUGCCAUUGAGCUCUCUGGGCGUUUUUAAUUUCAUCUGCUGAAUUCCAGGUUUGUAUAUUGGUGUUAUUCUAGGAGCCUCCUUCCUGUGGAAGCCUUUGGAGAGGCACUCCAUUGUUGGUCAGCAGGUACCUUUACACCCUGGAUGUUAGCAUCUCAUCUUUUGGUCAGGCUCCAUAGUUUCAUGUUAAUGCUCAAGUGAAUCUAGUGAUUCUGUGAUUGAGCCUGCUGUGCACUAAAGCAUUACCUGAUGUUGAGAUUAGGUUUGGUGUUCUAACCAAAGCUGACAGACUUUAUGUAUGUGGCUUAAUGAAUGUCUUAGGAGGUUUUUGUUUCUUUAUAGACAGCCCGAGACAUCAUUUUGGGAGGUUUUGCAGGGUUUUUGACAUUUGUGCUACUGUUGUUCACUCUCUGUAAAGGUUGUUCAUAGUCACACAGCCUCUGUCUGUUUUUCUUUUAUCAACCCCAUCUUUGUAUGUAGAUAACCCAUCCUAAAUAUCCUGUUCCACCUUGGAAAAGUGACUUAGGAAAAUCUUGGUCAUUCAAGCCUCUGGUGAGUUUGGAUAAAUGGUCCCAGUGUUUACUCGUUUUAUUCAAUCAAGGAUUUUCUUCACUUUUUUGUUUUGUUUUGUCUUGUUUUGAGACAGGGUCUCAUAGAACCUAAGCUGGCCUUCAACUUGCUGUGUAGCCCAGGAUGGUCUUAAACUUCCCUGCCUCUUAGGUGCUAGGAUUAUAGGUGUGUGCCACUGUGCUCUAUUCCUUUAUCAUUUGGUUUAAAUUCUGGGACUAGACUUUCAGAGGUAGUAAUCAGAACCGCUUCUCUUAGUUGGCGUAAUUGCCAUUUACUUCAUUGGUCACUUGUCCAAGAUGCUGUAAAUUAGCUUGAUAGAAUGAGGUAUGCCAAAUAAUCUGUGUUUGGGACCAAAACAAAGUUAAAAUUAAAUGUAGCUGGAGUAGUUAGCAUUGUGACUGUGUAGUUCCACACAGAUAACCCAGGGGGUGAAGGGACAGUGUUUUGCUUAGGCAAAAAUCUGAGACAUUCUUGCUUUCCUGAUACCAGGAGGGUUUAAGUCUGUAUGUGUAAUGGGAGCAUUGCCUUUGCCAAAUCAGAUGAGUGACAGGUUAACUAGAAAAUGUGACAAUCACAUUUCCUCUUAGCUCAGAUAAUUCUGUUUUUCCAAAGCAUUAGCAGCUUAAUUAAAUCUGUUGGACUGGGGGAGGAGAGAACUGUUCUGUAGUGGUUAACAUGGUAUUCUUUAAGGAGAAAAAACAAAGCCAAAGAAAACUCAUUAUCUGGCAUGCUAGCCUUAAAGAUGGUAAUGGGUAGAAUCUGGAGUUUUAAUCUCUUUUCAAAGCUGCAUUAUAUUUGGUGUUGGCCUCUAAAUCUUGUAUUUCAGGUGAAAUUCUUGCUGUAUUUUUAAAUUUGAGUAAAGGUUCUAUGCAUUCGACUGUGUACCUAGCUUUCUUCCAUGAUGACAUUCUCACCACAGGGGUCUUGACAAAGCAGAGUAAAAAUUUGCUAAUUAAAUAGUUAAGGAGCCUGAAAUAACCUUUAGUUUUGCAUCUAAUAUGGGCUCUGAUUUACUUGCAUUUGUUGUCAAGAUCAAUUAUGAAACUGAAGUUUGGUGCCUCCUCUUUAUCAUGUUUUUUCCCUUGUAGCAGUUGUGUUUAAUGUCAUUAAAAGAAAUAAAAGUUCUUGUCAGUG